UCCUCGCUCACCAUUUAUAACCAUUACCUUCCCUUUCUCUCCUAUCUAACGGUUCCUUCUUUUAAGGUUCUUCAUGCAAGUCCCCAUUUAUAAUUUUUGUUUUUUGUUUUCUUGUUAAAAAAAAAAAGAAUGCAUCUUAGAUUUUCUCAAACGGAUUCUACAUUUUCUUUUUUUCUUUUUGCAUGCACACAGUUUAAUUAGAGUUGAUAUACGAUAAAUCAUCGAGAUGGGUCGUGUUAAACUUGAGAUAAAAAGAAUAGAGAACACAACGAAUCGACAAGUUACAUUUUCGAAACGUAGAAAUGGCCUCAUCAAGAAAGCGUAUGAAUUAUCAGUCCUUUGUGAUAUUGAUAUUGCCCUUAUAAUGUUUUCUCCUUCAAAUCGUCUUAGUCACUUUUCCGGUAAAAGAAGGAUAGAGGAUGUUUUUACUCGUUACAUUAACCUUCCUGAUCAAGAAAGAGAGAAUGCCGUAAGUUUUCCUGAGCUACCCUACCGCAGGAAUAUUCAGAACAAGGAGUUUUUGCUGAGGACGCUUCAGCAAUUGAGGAGUGAAAAUGACAUAGCUCUUCAUAUGUCCAAUCCGGGAGACAUUAACUCAGAAAUUGAGGAACUCCAACAAGAAGUUAGUAGAUUACAACAACAACUUCAAAUAGCAGAGGAGCAGAUAAGGAUGUACGAACCCGACCCAUUAAAGAUGACAUCUAUGGCAGAACUUGAAACCAGUGAAAAAAACGUAGUAGAAACCUUGGCCCGUGUAAUGCAGAGAAAGGAAAUUUUGUUGAACAAUCAUCUAUCUACGUAUGAUCCAACUGGUAUUCAGGGGAUGCCGACCUCUUUCGAGAACGUAGGUUGGCUGCAGGAUGGUAGUCAAAAUCAUUCCCAUAUUUUUGAUGCAUCCGCUCCUAUGGAUCCUCUCAGGGAUUUAUCAUCUACUGUGUAUGGUUCAUUUUCACAAGGGACGAGUUCAAACGUUGAUCCACGAGGUAUAGGAGACUGCCACGUGACAAAUCCAAACGAUGGAAACCUUCAAGCAUGGCCUCAAGGAUACACAUUAUAUCCUCCUCCUCAUCAUCAUAUUCAACAUGACAUGGUGAGAACUGAUCAUCACAUCCAAGAUAUGAUGCCACAUGGACAAAUCAACAUGCCAAUUACUGCCUCACAAGUAGAACCCCCCAAAAAUGAAUCAGCAGAAUAUGAUCAAUGUAAACAACCUAAUCAUCAGCUUCAUGCUCAAUGACAUAUACUACUAUAUGCUAUCGAGAUCAAGAAGCCAAGUCCAAUCAUUAAUUUUUCUUUUUGUUACAAAUAUGAUGUACGUUAGCCAGCUACAAAUUUUCAUAUUAGCUGGGUACGUGUAAGAGUACGUAUCAUGUGCAUAUAUAGAAACUAUACUUACGAUCAUCCUUGUACUACAGAGAAAAAAAUUAGAAUAGACA
This is a messenger RNA of Cicer arietinum (chickpea), 1436 nucleotides long. Its product is annotated as agamous-like MADS-box protein AGL104. Lineage: Eukaryota; Viridiplantae; Streptophyta; Magnoliopsida; Fabales; Fabaceae. Gene Ontology annotation, molecular function: RNA polymerase II transcription regulatory region sequence-specific DNA binding; protein dimerization activity. The record is from RefSeq and is a predicted model, not a curated record. Gene Ontology annotation, biological process: positive regulation of transcription by RNA polymerase II.